AUGGCAGGGGAACUAAAGAGGUACAUUGUAUCAGUCUUUAUGGUGGAAGACACCAGUAGCAUACCAGAACUUCACAAAAGUCAGGGGGUAGAGUUCAUAUUGACUGAAGGUAGCAUGAUGACCUCGAUAUUCUUCCUUUUUGUUGUAGGUAAUAUGAUGAAGGUAAAUCCUGAAGAGCGAUUGACUAUCACAGAGGUUGUAAAUCAACUGCAGGAGAUCGCUGCUGCUAGGAAUAUUAAUCUUAAAUCCCCAAUUACAGAGCUCCUGGAGCAGAAUGGAGGGGUGGCCAACAGUACGAUGGCAAGUUCAGCGCCACAGUGGAACAAACCAGCAGGACAUCUGAACAACAUGCACAAUGCAGGUGUUGAAAAUGAUGUAUCGCAUCAUGGAGGGUUGCUUGAUAUUCUCAAAGGAGGCACGGAGCGCUUCCUGACUAACAUCAAAGAUACAUCCUCAAAGAUGAUCCAGUCAGUUGCCAACAAUCCCAGCUAUGCUAAAGGAGAUUUGGACAUUUCAUAUAUUACAUCAAGAAUAGCCGUUAUGUCAUUUCCAGCUGAAGGUGUUGAGUCUGCAAUCAAAAACAACAUUGAAGAUGUUAGAUUGUUUCUGGAUUCCCGCCAUCCAGGACAUUAUGCAGUAUACAAUCUAUCACAACGAACCUACAGAUCCUCCAAAUUCCAUAACAGAGUUUCUGAAUGUGGCUGGCCUGCACGUCGUGCCCCGAGUCUACAAAACCUGUACAAUAUUUGCAGGAAUAUGCACUUAUGGCUGAAACAAGAUCAGAAGAAUAUUUGUGUUGUUCAUUGCCUUGUAAGUUGCGUACAAGUGUGUUUAUGUGAGACAUUAAAAGUCAUUGUUGGAAAAGG
Molecule: messenger RNA, 866 nt
Organism: Chiloscyllium plagiosum (whitespotted bambooshark)
Lineage: Eukaryota; Metazoa; Chordata; Chondrichthyes; Orectolobiformes; Hemiscylliidae
Source: RefSeq, a predicted model, not a curated record